GUAUUGUUAGAUGAUUUUUUUUUAUAAAAAAAUAAAUAAAAGAGUUGAAAAAGAGCAUUGAGAAGUGAGGAGGGAUUAAUUUGGGUUGGUAAGUAAAUGCCAAAAUGGGAGUGGAAAAUGCAAUAACGCUUCUCACACGCGUAGCCAAUCCCUGCUCCUUAAGCUUUUGCUCAGACUUCACCUCCCUUAAUUACGAGCUUAUCUUUGGAAUCAUCUCUCACUUUUCCACUUUUUAACACCAAAUUUUUGUUUUGUCACUUCUCACUUUAACCCUCUCUCUCUCCAUUUACUCAUCUUUGCCCGCCAACUACUCACUCUCUCUUCUCAUGUCGCCGGAAAAACUCAGAAAUGGUGGCGAGAUCCCCAUCCCCCUAGCCUCCCACGACGACGUCGUCAAGGAUCGAACCCUCUUCUUCAACACCCUCAGAAGCUUCCAUUUUGCUCUCGCCUCCAAAUUUCUGAUUCCUGUGAUCGGAGGGAAGGAGCUCAAUCUGCAUGUGCUCUAUGUUGAAGUUACCAGAAGAGGCGGCUACGACAAGGUGGUGGCGGAAAAAAAAUGGAGAGAGAUAAGCGCAGUGUUCGAUUUGUCGCCGACGACGACGAGCGCCUCGUACGCUUUAAGGAAACACUACUUCACUCUCCUUCAUCGUUACGAGCAGGUUUACUUCUUCAGGACUCAACCCGCCUUGCUCAAUCACACAGGCCCUCCUUCAUUCCAUGCUGUAGGAACAAUCAAUGCCAAAUUCGACUGCGGUUACCUGAUUUCAGUUAAGUUGGGAAAUGAGACGCUCAAUGGCGUGCUAUACCACCCGGGCAAUCCAGGUGGUGCUGCCACAGCCCCUCCAACGUGCACUGCCCUCGUGCCUUAUACUCCGGUGCUUCAUCAACCAGGUCGUCGGACAAGAAGGAGAAGGUUGGGUGACCCGGGCCGUCCCAAACCCAACAGGAGUGGCUACAACUUCUUUUUCGCAGAGAAACACUCGGCGCUCAAAUCUCUCUACCCAAAUAGGGAAAGGGAGUUCACCAAAAUGAUAGGCGAGUCGUGGAACAAACUCUCCCCUGAAGAAAGAGUGGUUUACCAGAACUAUGGCUUAAAGGAUAAGGAAAGGUACCAGAAGGAAUUGAAAGAGUAUAAGGAGAGGUUGAAGAUGGGGCAAACCUUGUUGAGCUCUACCAAUAUCUGACAAUCAACAAGUCCAAGACUACAUUUUUCAUUCAUCUUGUGAUAGAAUUUAAGUCUAUAACUGAAACAUACCUGCAGAGAUAGACUUCUUUCCUAAGUUUUUCAAUCCUCAUGGAAAGGUUCUAGAUGUUAUACAUCAGUUGAUAGAAACUCUUUCUUUAGUCCAGCUCAAUUGUGGCAUUCAUAUGGGCUAGGCUCGUCUGCUUUGCUGCCAUGCUCCAGCUAAGUAUACUAGUAUAAAGCAAAGAACUAUUACAUCUAUGCUAUGUGUUUUAAAUUA
Salvia miltiorrhiza (redroot sage) is the source of this 1463-nucleotide messenger RNA. RefSeq names its product high mobility group B protein 9. NCBI's taxonomy places the organism in Eukaryota, Viridiplantae, Streptophyta, Magnoliopsida, Lamiales, Lamiaceae. The transcript is spliced from 5 exons. The coding region runs from base 327 to 1184 and encodes 285 amino acids. The record is from RefSeq and is a predicted model, not a curated record. Gene Ontology annotation, molecular function: DNA binding.